Peronospora matthiolae is the source of this 384-nucleotide messenger RNA. The record is from the annotation of a GenBank genome assembly. NCBI's taxonomy places the organism in Eukaryota, Oomycota, Peronosporomycetes, Peronosporales, Peronosporaceae.
AUGGACAACGCUCCUUCACACAUUGUUGCUGACCUGGAACUCACCAACAUCACGGUCCAGGUUCUUCCUCCUAAUACGACUUCAAAGGUCCAACCCAUGGAUGCUGGGAUUAUUGCCGCAUUCAAGAGGCACUACCGCCGGCUGCAUCUGCAGAAUGCCUUGGACCGUGACGAGCGCGGAGAAACCAACCUUUACAAGGUUGAUCAGCUCACGGCCAUGCGUUGGUCGCUGGCUGCGUGGAGCGAGAUUUCCAGUGCCACAAUCGCCAACUGCUUUCGUCAUACGGGACUCAUGGACGGUCCGGCUCUGCCGACUGGUGGGGGUAAAACGAAGCCGGCACUGUUGGCCAGCAGGCCCAGCAGGAGGCAGCAGCUGCUGCAGUAG